AUGCAUCUUAGAUACAGGACAGGGUGUCUUGUUUACAUGAGUACCAAGCAUGCCCCGUGGCGCUAUUUCCGUCCACAUGCUAAGGCAUGCGAUAAUUCUCACAAGCUACAUUAUGAAGUGUUAGCUGAGUCGUUCAGAGGGAUCGCUCUUUCUCGGACCUCUUUUCAGUUAAAUUCUUCUGAUAGAAAAUCACUGACUUCCAGUGAACAAGCGCCAGUGGUUAAGGAUGAGGAUGUUGUAACCUCCCUUCAGGGAGUGUUGAAGCGUGCGGGGCCCCUUCCAUUAUCCAGAAUCAGUUUGUACCUUGACGAUGAUUCCAUGGAGUAUAUUUCUGGAUAUGCGGGUGGCAUGUUAGGGUUUUGCAGCGGAUAUCCUAGUGUUUUUAAUGUUGUAGUGCUCCCUAAACGCAUUCAUGUUUUGGUGAGCAACGAAGAAUAUAUUUGUAUACCUCCCAGAGAUCGGAAGAUAUGCAUGUGGAUCGCGGCGGCUCUUGUAACAGCCCUUUAUAUGCCCAAGGCCAUUCCCCUACCCGUCGCGCCAAACACCGGCCAACUGCUUCAGUAUAUGAGCGAAAACCUGGGAGAAUUUUUUUUAAGUGGCACGAUUCAAGUUUCCCAAGCCAUGCUGAAGGAUAAACUGCGGCAAUAUCCCCAUAUUUUUGCCUACCAUGGCGACCGUAUCUGCCUGGCUCAGCAUCACUUCAUUCUUUUGGGGAACACCGCCGACGCCGUUGCUCAGGUUAUGGGACUCGCUAGGAGAUGUACCCCGUCAACCACGCCUUCCGCCCCUACCGCGUUCACUCCUGCCUCGACGACCCCAACCUCUCGCCACGCACAGGUGGACGUGGGCAUGGCGAGUCUUAUCGCCUUCAUCAAGACACACGUCCCUUCGACUUUUUCCGUGCCCUUGGCCUAUCUCCUGCAAUGCUCGGGCGCGGAAGGGGUUUUUGGGAGAGACCCCACCUUGGACACGGUGCGGGCAUCUAUCACAAAUGGCGUGCCCAAUGAUUUUUUGUGGAUUCAGAUGAUUGCCCCGACGUUGGAGGGAACUUAUGUGCGGCGACUGAAGCCCGAGGACGCGGACUGCCUCGAUAGUGAAGUCAUUCCCCCUGGCGUAAGGGGGGCGGUGCCGGGAAGUGCCGUAACAGGAGAGUCAAGGCUGCAACCACACCAACCACCUGAGAUAGCUGCACAAGCGUACAACAUUUUUGCUUUGGGGGAGAAGCUAACCCAAGAACUUAUUCGCUUUAAGGAGCAAAGUGAACUCAACUAUAUGCGUCUGGUAAGAGGUGUAAGGAUGAUGGAACUGGAGUCUGAGGUACUCUCCAAGGACCUCGUCAAGGAGAUAGAAGGUUUCUUUGGGAUCAGCAAGCUACCGAACUCAGGCUUAAAUUGCUAUCUUCUGAUAUUUGAUAGGCUGCGUCACCUUUACGACGUAGAUGUGCAGCAGGGCUGUGUUCGCCCGUGGGCGCUCCUUCAGCCUGAGGAGCAGCCUAGCAGUCUUACAACUACCACUACACCUUUACCAUUGGUCCUGCACAGUCUACAGUUGAUGCUGUCGCGCGGACCCUUGACAACAAGUGUCCUGUACGAACGCCUCUCAAAACUUUGUCAACGACAGCUCCUAUCCUUAUAUUACCAGGGUUCUUGGAUGCAGAUUCCAAAGUCAGAGCUAGAUACACCCGAUGCGAUUGCUCGUGGGUGCGAAUCGCUUCGAGCCUUUGUGGAAAAGCACUCGUUGUAUUUUGUCGAACGUGAGAAUGGCUUACUAUGCACCCCAGCGUACCUGGCUUCCGAAAUGGCGAAGUCAGUAUCAUCGUCACGCAAGCCCAAUGAUUUUGACUACCUUGUGCAGCGAGGUACGAGAAGAUUUUCGGAUUUCGAGAUGGCAGAAAUGAUCUACAACACUCUGCCCACCCACGAACCAGUGAUGUGGGUAAGCUUCAGCAAAAUUCCAGAGGUGAGAAGGAGCUUACCGUCUGAAGCACUCAAUCUGCGCCUGGAGUUCUUUAAACGCUUCAUCUCCUACUUUGUGACUUACGAAGCCUUUUUCAACAAUCGGUUGAUCCUGGGGCGCGCAGGUUGUGAUGCUCCUCCACUAGACGUCCUACAGCCACCGCUUAACAAUAUCAAAGCGAUGAUUAAAUUCAUUGCACUCCACUCCGUCGGUGGUGUUUCGGAAUCCGAAAUUCUGACCACAAUAUCUAAGGAAGGUCGCGCUUUCAUGAAGACGAUUGGGACCUGUGUAGACUUGGUAGAGCAGCUUCCAGAGUGGUUUGAGGUUCGUCGAGAUAUUUCUCAUGCAAGCAGCUCCAUUAUCACUUAUGUCGGCACAAAAAACGCCUCACUUGAGGAAGAAGACAGCUAUUUCUCUGAAUUCUUGCCGCUGCGGAAAAAGCUAAAUAAUGCUUCGCUAGUUGAAAUGACGUCUGAUACCGCCGAAUUUACCUACACAGAGAAUAGCGAGCUGUGGUAA
Messenger RNA from Phytomonas sp. EM1, 2475 nucleotides. The record is from the annotation of a GenBank genome assembly. Lineage: Eukaryota; Euglenozoa; Kinetoplastea; Trypanosomatida; Trypanosomatidae.